AUGUCGUGGCGGGCGCGAUUCACGCCGUGUGUGGCGUCUCUCACCGUCUGGCUGAACCCGAAAGACCCUAACUGCUUCGGCGUGCGCAACUGGUGGCGCAAUAACCUGCCCGAACUGCAGCUGCUGAACCCCUUCUGCACUUUCACCAUCCAGGAGCUUUCCUUCGGUGAGCCGCACAUGUACAUCAACUACACCCCUACCGACCAGCGCAUGAUCCGUUUAGCGGGGGCAACAGAGGAGGAGUGUGAGGACAUCAUGGAAGCCUGCAUCACGUACGGAAUGAACCACGCCAUUAUCGAACGACCACGCACUGACGAUGGCGGCGAUUUGGUUAACCAACCAGCGAUCAUUUCGUUUGGCUAUACCGAGAGCUUUAUUUCCAAACUAGAGGUGGCGCCACCGGCAGACAUCGGACAACGGACGUCGGAGGGUGUUGACGAUCCCGGCCAGAAGCCGCGUGUCUACCCAAGAAACGUCGGCUGCAAAAUUAUUCCGUGA
Trypanosoma grayi is the source of this 498-nucleotide messenger RNA. Its product is annotated as putative NADH dehydrogenase subunit NI8M. NCBI's taxonomy places the organism in Eukaryota, Euglenozoa, Kinetoplastea, Trypanosomatida, Trypanosomatidae. Bases 1 to 498 code for a protein of 165 amino acids. The transcript has a single exon. The record is from RefSeq and is a predicted model, not a curated record.